AUGGACAAGAAAUUAUUACAGCAAUCAUUUAAGCAUAGACAAAAAUUUUCAGAUUCUUUUAAAGAAUAUGAUUAUGGAAUAGAAGGCAACCUGCUCCAUUAUGGAAAAUCUGUUCCUCCAAAAUAUGAUGUGUCCAAAAUUACAGCUCCUGUGGCAGCAUAUUAUGCGCAAAAUGACUUUUUUGCUAGUAUAAAGGACGUUGAAAAGCUAUUAUCCGAGAUGACAAACGUGAUCGAACAACAUUUAGUAGACUACGAACUUUUCAAUCAUUUAGACUUCAUUUCUGCUAAAGACAUUAAAGAUUUAUUUUAUGAUAGAUUAUUGGAGACCAUACAUAAAUACGAUAAUUGUGAUUAUAAUUAUAAGUUAUAA
Molecule: messenger RNA, 372 nt
Organism: Ceutorhynchus assimilis (cabbage seed weevil)
Lineage: Eukaryota; Metazoa; Arthropoda; Insecta; Coleoptera; Curculionidae
Source: the annotation of a GenBank genome assembly